This is a messenger RNA of Brienomyrus brachyistius, 3815 nucleotides long. RefSeq names its product chromosome 15 C1orf210 homolog (gene c15h1orf210). Lineage: Eukaryota; Metazoa; Chordata; Actinopteri; Osteoglossiformes; Mormyridae. Bases 151 to 735 code for a protein of 194 amino acids. The transcript is spliced from 4 exons. The record is from RefSeq and is a predicted model, not a curated record.
GCAACAGAGAUAGUUUAGCCUUAAACAACUUCCAACCUUUGAACCCGAAACCUUAAUUUUAAAACACAAUAAUAUAUCCCUUAAUAGUCGCCACAAAAAGAUCAAGGGGUUGCAAGGACAGGCGGACCUAGUGUCAGCUAUCAGGAGGGAAUGGGGAUUCCAGGUGUUACCCCCAGUAUUGUUCUGUGCUUCUUGAUGAUCUGCGACAUGCAUCACAUCUCUGUUGCCAUCUGCACUGUCAGCACCAGUGAGGAGCUCUCAGGAAACAACGAACUCAAAAGCAAUCUACUGGAAAACAUAAUAAACGGGUCACGGCCUACAGACACAGCGCCAACAAAUCGAUCGCAAGACAUAGACAUCAAUAGAUCACGACUUUCCAAGAGCUGGAAGUUCCCAGUGGCUGUGGUGGCAUCAGCGAUCUUCAUCUCCGUCUUCAUCGGCCUGGCAGCGAAAGGCAGACUCAUCCACCGCUACCUGGCCAGCUACCGGCACACCCUGCUACCCGAGGUGGAUGCGGUAAGUCAGGGAGUCCCCGUGGGCCAGGAGAUGAGCCUCUCCGGGUAUGACGCGGCGGAUCUGGGACGACACGGCGGCGCCUGCGAGGAGAUGGACGAUGACGGCUUCAUCGAGGACAACUACAUCCAGGACUGUGAGCGGGAGCGGGCUCAGAGGGCCGCUGAGGAGGAGGAGGAGGAGGAAGACGGGAGCGCUGAUGUUCAUUUUUCCAUCGGUUAACGACUUUCAAAGAGGAGGAAAGAGAAGAUACAGUCCCAGCCCUGGGUGCCUCCGGAAAUCUGACCCUUCACUCAGGCGAUAUUUAUUCGAAAUAUGGCCGAUUCACACUGUUUUUACGUGCUGUAGGAAACUGUGAGGCCGGGAGCCGUGAGCUGUUUCCGAACGUGGAUGGAUUUAUGUAGGCGUGACCUAUGCUGCUUAAUAUUCUAUGAUAUGCACAAUUUUAAAUAAUAUGCGUCUGUAGUUCUAAUGACAGGAAUUUUGUCCACACACUCCACUGGUAACGUACAAAGUCAGAACUACCAGGCCAUACUGAUUUAUAAAAAUUGCUUUUUUCAGUCUUCCUAAAUUUCAUUUUUAAUCAUUUAAGGCAAAGUCACGGGCAGGUAGAAUUUAAGUAAGAAAAUUAAUUCAGGAGACUAAAUAUAGAUUUUAUCUGUGCUGUUUAUCUACUUGAUCCUUCUUACCGUAAUCUCUGGACUUACAGAGGCUGGACAGAAUGUAGUAUAUCACUAUCAAGGAACCCAGGAAGAGUAUAGCCAGUCUUUGCAUUCAAAAAAUCUUCACUCCUACUUGGAAUGGUGUCAUACUAGUCCUGCAGUUCUUUGAGGGAUUAAGUUACUAUCCACGACUCCCCAUAAAGGUGGUUUGAUAUUCUGAUAUGGUGAUUGACAGUGUUGGCCGUUUCAGAUCCAGAAGCCACAAAUCCAGACCAAGAUUUUGUUUCUACCAGCCAGUUCAGUAUAAACAGUCACAGUCACAGAGGACUCACCUGGUUGGUAGAAACAAAAUCCUGGUCUGGAUUUGUGGCUUCUGGACCUGAAAUGCCCAACACUCGUGACUGGGGAGGUAAUGGAAGGUGUUUGACUCCCUGGUGUUCAUGAAUCCACUUUAGUAUUUGUUUAGCUUUCUGACUGGGGGCAUUAUCAUCUUAGAACAAGGAAACAUUAUGACAGAAGACUGUUUACAGCACAUGGUGCAGAUGGUCCUUUAAAGCUGCCUCAUAAUCCUUAGCUGUUAUAUGACCAUACAGAACAAUCGUAAGACCUAAGGCCUCGAGUGAGACAGCUGCCCACACCAGCCGACGCUGUGGGUCGAAAGCAUCCUUUUAUGAGAGAAUCGACGGUAGUAGUCAAUAGUGAUAGGAUUGCCCAGCAGCGAUAAGGGAAUUUCUGGCCGAUACCAAUAGUCGCUUAUUUCAAAAACUGAUACCGAUGCUGAUUGUAUGGGAAGUUCUGCUUAAACAAAAUUAAAUGGACACUCCACCCAAAUAAAUUUAAAAAAAUAAGUUAAUUACAUUAUAAAAAAAAAUUUACAACAGUCCCAGAGCACUAUAUUUUAUAACCGUAUACAUCUUCUACAUUUAUAACAGUACAACAGAUCAUUAGUGCGAUAAACUCCGUAAUUUUCCGAGCGAUACCUUUUGAUUGUGCACUGCCUGCAUUGGAUUUUCUUUCACUAUCAGUCGCUUGCAUUUCUGAUAGACUAGUGUGAGUCACCAGCACUGCAGCCCUUAUUCAUCGGAACGGAUUCGCUUUUCAGAAGCUCUUCACUGACUCAUUUUAAGGUGAGUAAUCAAAUUUGUUGUGUUGAAAUCAUGGGCGUCGCCACCAUUAAAUCUGAGGGGGGACGUGUCCCCCUCUUAUAAUUAUUCGUUUGGACGCCCCCCACAUUUAACAUAAAAUAUUAGUUUUAUGCCAGUGUCCCCCACCCCCCACAUUGAAAAUGCUUCUGAUACCCCUGGUUGAAAUGCUUAUUAAUAGAUCUUCUUUGUGAAAUGUUUCCUGAGGAAUGUUUGCAAAAUGCAUUUCCAGUCACAGGAUUUUGCCAGGUCUCACACAUCCGGCAUGAGACUCAGGCUCUCACGGUCAAGCAAGAAAUCUUACAGCAAAUCUAUAUUAUUCCAUUAUAAACUUAAAAUUACCUACAUCAAAGGCCUUGAGGUAGUUUACAAACCCUACAGACUAUUUACAAGGUAAUAAAAGCCGUACAUAGAUGUAAAUGAUUGAGUGGACUUGUCUAGAAUUGAAAGUCUCACACCGGUUGGGUGACCAAAAUUGGUGAUCUUGUAUCGGUCAAUAGUCUAUGGAUAGUUUAUUGAGAAGCUCAAGAGACAAAGUAGCGAAGUAAGAGAGAAAGCAAAGAGAUGAGACUCAGGAUCCCGCCAGGUAAACUCUUUUAUCCCCCUGGGGGGGGGGGGGGGGGGGGGGUGACCCUGUUCUUAAAUAUUCUUGAUACACGAUGCUUUAAUGAAAAGAAGGUUCUGAAAUCUCCAGGAGUCCAUCUGAUCAGAGCCUGCGCAUGCGAAUCCGUUUACAGAUACAAGCGACCUUGUAGGUUGGUACUGAGCCGGCUGUCAGGUGUCUGUCUCAGUCCUAGAGACCCCAGUUAGUCUAAACCACAGUCAGACUGAAGGCUGUCAAACUAUAAACUAGGAUAAAGAGAACAACAGAGAAACCGGAAGGUUGCGGUGACCCUGCACACACACACAAUUAAGAUGAAUAAUAGUUAAUCACAGAGUCUGAUAAUUAAUAUAACCCCAAAUGAUGAGCGAGCGAUUUCACACUUUAGUCUCUGCCAAACACAAAGCUGUCCAGAUGUGCGUAUGAGGGUGACUCAUCUGUUUCACAUGAGCUUACGUAUGUUCGUGCAUCAGCAUUAGGUAAACGCUGUUUCAAAGCACAAGUCCUGCCAUCAAGCUUCGCGAAGGUCGUAAAGUGCAGUUUUUGCUGAGACUAGGUCAUAAAGGAGCUGAUUCAGUUUUCAGUUUCUCCGACUGUACUGUUCUGCGUGGUGUUUAGCAAAUAUUCAGUGAAAUGCAUUGCCGUCCGCUUCCCUUUCUCCCGUGACCAAAGGCCCUCCAGUUCAAUGCUCAUUUUCAGACCUCUUUUAUAGCUGUUGUAUCCCUUUGCAGAUGCUUUUGUAAUUAUAAUUCUGUCACAUCAACGUUAAAAUUGAUUUUUUUCAUGAGCCGUUUUUUUCUCAUCACCUGUACGUCUGUAUAGUGAAAAGAAAGCGAAGUGACAAGUCUGCCUGACUGCUGUACUUCUUUAUACAUUAAAAUGCAAAUCUAGAUAUAA